AAUGAAAUAUGAAACAGAAACAUCGAAUUGUGAAAUUCAGUGAAAUUCGAACACAGCUGUCUUUUGAGUGGAAAAACGAGGGAAACUCUGGAAAAGUUUUUACUGAACUCUCUCCAAGGAAUUGCUGCCGAAGAUGGCUCAGCAGGUGCAUAAGAAGCAGAAGGCGGUCGAGGAGCCCGCCCAAGCGGCUCAGGCUGUCGAGGAAGAAGAAAACGAACUCGAUGGACCGCAAAUGAUUGCAAAAUUAAUCAACACAUCCGUGGGAAUAACAGCUGGGGAUAUCAAAAAACUCCAAGAGGCUGGAUUUUACACUGUAGAAGCCGUAGCUUUUGCAUUGAAAAAGAAUCUCCUGGCUGUCAAGGGAAUUUCCGAGGCUAAGGCUGAGAAGAUCCUAACGGAAGCAGGUAAGCUUGUGCCUAUGGGCUUUACCACGGCUACUGAGUAUCAUCAGAGACGCUCGGAAAUUGUCCAGCUGUGCACGGGUUCUAGGGAGUUGGAUAAACUCCUUGGCGGAGGGAUAGAAACAGGAUCAAUCACUGAGAUUUUUGGGGAAUUCCGUACUGGGAAGUCCCAGAUUUGCCACACACUCGCAGUCACUUGCCAGUUGCCUGUGAGUCAGGGAGGAGGAGAGGGUAGGUGCCUCUAUAUCGACACAGAAGGCACCUUCCGCCCGGAGAGGCUUCUUUCCGUGGCUGAACGGUACAAACUCAAUGGGAAUGAGGUACUGGACAAUGUUGCCUUUGCCAGAGCCUACAACUCUGACCAUCAGCUCAGUCUUCUCUCCCAGGCGGCCGCUAUGAUGAUAGAAUCCAGAUAUUCCCUCCUGAUUGUGGACAGUGCCACAGCCUUGUACAGAACAGACUACCAGGGCCGUGGAGAGCUCUGCAAUCGUCAGACUCACCUGGCACAGUUCAUGAGGACUCUCCUGAGGCUCGCUGAUGAAUUCGGCGUGGCCAUUGUGAUCACCAAUCAAGUGGUAGCCACGGUGGAUGGAGCUGCGAUGUUCAAUCCUGAUCCCAAGAAGCCCGUUGGAGGCAAUAUUAUCGCCCAUGCAUCAACAACGCGGCUUUAUCUCCGGAAAGGACGCGGUGAGACGAGAAUUUGCAAGAUUUACGAUUCCCCCAAUCUCCCAGAAUCCGAAGCAGUCUUUGCCAUUAAUCCAGACGGAAUCGGUGACCCAAAAGAGUGACUUAUUCUAAUCAAUUACUUUGUACUUUGAUGUAUCUGAUCACCGACGUCUUACCAGUUAAUUUGAAAUAAAAGGAGUGAUUUUGAAUUUGACAAAA
Phlebotomus papatasi is the source of this 1286-nucleotide messenger RNA. It is a transcript of the gene spn-A, whose product is annotated as DNA repair protein RAD51 homolog A. The coding region runs from base 134 to 1189 and encodes 351 amino acids. The transcript is spliced from 3 exons. The record is from RefSeq and is a predicted model, not a curated record. Gene Ontology annotation, biological process: chromosome organization involved in meiotic cell cycle; mitotic recombination; mitotic recombination-dependent replication fork processing. Lineage: Eukaryota; Metazoa; Arthropoda; Insecta; Diptera; Psychodidae. Gene Ontology annotation, molecular function: ATP binding; double-stranded DNA binding; ATP-dependent DNA damage sensor activity. Gene Ontology annotation, cellular component: condensed nuclear chromosome.